This is a messenger RNA of Hemicordylus capensis (graceful crag lizard), 1567 nucleotides long. RefSeq names its product RAB34, member RAS oncogene family (gene RAB34). The transcript has 10 exons. Gene Ontology annotation, biological process: phagosome-lysosome fusion; endocytosis. Lineage: Eukaryota; Metazoa; Chordata; Lepidosauria; Squamata; Cordylidae. The coding region runs from base 507 to 1340 and encodes 277 amino acids. Gene Ontology annotation, molecular function: GTP binding; GTPase activity. The record is from RefSeq and is a predicted model, not a curated record.
CCCCCGGAAGCCGCGCGCGGCAGGACGGGCGGGAUUCAGCGCUGCCGUCGGGAAUCCCGGGCUGCAUUGCAUUCCACGUCUGUGCGCGCGCCGCCACGGGGGCGAGGGUGCCCCUGAGAGCGUGCAGAGCGCCGCUCCUCACCCAGCCAGCCAGCCUCCCAGGUUUGCAGAGGGGCUCAAGUCCCGGCAGCCGCUCUUGGCCACGGGAGUGGCUGGGUGGGGGCCGUGCCUGCUUCCUGCCCUCGCCCCAUCUGGGCUGCGGAGCCUUUCCCCCCUCGCCUCCUUCUCCUCCUCCCCCGCCGGCGCGCAUCCCCUGGAAUUUCCGGGGAUCGGGUUACCCGGCCCUCCUCCUCCUCCUCCUCCAAACGAAAAAGGCCAGCUAGCGGGACCAGACGCGACGGGGCAGGGUGGAGAGCGCGCGUAGCCGCCGCCGCCGCCGCCUCCUCCGGCAUCAAUUCCGCAGGUUGGACGGUGUGGCUGUCCAGGACCACUGCAACGGAGUCCCAAUGAUGAGCGUACUGGCUCCCGUCAGGAAGGACCGGGUCAUUGCCAACCUUCCACAAUGCUUCACCAAAGCGGCGGCCCUCCAUGCCAGAAGCCAUUUCCACUCCAAAGUGGUGGGUCUGUGCCAGGCGCAGCGCACAGGCACGGUGGGCAGGUUUAAGAUUUCCAAGAUCAUUGUGGUGGGGGACCUGUCCGUGGGGAAGACCUGCCUGAUCAACCGGUUUUGCAAAGAUACCUUUGACAAGAACUACAAGGCCACCAUCGGCGUAGACUUUGAGAUGGAGCGCUUUGAGGUGCUGGGGGUCCCAUUCAGCCUGCAGCUGUGGGACACAGCCGGCCAGGAGCGGUUCAAGUGCAUUGCAUCCACUUACUACCGCGGAGCACAAGCUAUCAUUAUUGUCUUUGAUGUGAACGACGUGGCAUCUCUUGACCACACGAGGCAGUGGCUGGCAGACGCCCUAAAGGAGAAUGAUCCAUCCAGCGUUCUGCUCUUCCUCGUGGGCACAAAGAAGGAUCUCAGUUCACCUGCGCGGUACCACCACAUGGAAAAAGACGCCCUCAAGGUGGCCGAAGAGAUGCAGGCCGAAUACUGGACUGUCUCGUCACUCACAGGUGAGAAUGUCAGAGAGUUCUUCUUCCGGGUGGCGGCCCUGACCUUCGAGGGCAGCGUGAUGGCGGAGCUGGAGAGGACCAACGCCCGCAGGAUCGGGGACAUUGUGCGUGAGUAUCCGUGCUGCCUGAGAGCAGCCAGCACCAUAGCUAUGGCACGGGGUCCUCGCGUGGGGCAGCGAGGGGCUUUCACCAGCCCCCUCCGGCGCACCCCACCCCAGAAAUAAUGCUGCUUUCGUCACUGGACAUGCUCUCUUUGGACCUCACAGGCAGGGGCUGCCUGUUGCCCAUGCCAAGUCGAAUCCAGAACAUAGAAUGCCGCCUUACUCUAAGCCGGACCAUUGGUCUAACUAGCUAAUACUGGCAGCGGCUCUUCAAGGGUUCAGGCAGGAGCCUCUCCCAGCGCGAACUGGAGUUGCUGCCAGGGACUGAACCCGAGAGCUUCUGCAGGCAA